CAAAUUGGAUGCCAACCGCCGUUAAACCUCGAAGAAAAAGGUGUGAUAGUAUUUAACGACUUACGCGAGCCAGUUCACUUUUCCCAGGGAGGCGUCAACAAAGUUUCUGAGUGAGAUAACAUGGAAGACAACAACAACCAAGUGAAGAGAAAGUGCCAUCAGAAAGGGAAUAAUGGAUUUAGAACGGACCGUGUGGUUGUGCGUAAAUUCGAAAGCGCUGACUAUCCGGACGUCGAGCGCAUAUUCAUUGACGGGCUGAUGGAGAUGGUUCCGGAUACCGCGUUUAGAGGGUUAAAACAUCACCCUGAGAGCCUGCUCCUGUACGCCGCUAUGACAAUUGUUUGUUUUAUUGCGACCAAGUCGUUCUUGCUGACUUGUUUGGUGCCUCUCGCUGUCCUGUGCGCGCGCUGCUACUACAGCAGGAGAGUUGCCCUUGGUUACCUGGAGCGCGCCAAACUCACGGAUAUGGGCGACAUCGAGGGACAUUACAUGAAAACUCCAGACUCCUGUCUGUGGGUUGCAGUGCUGGAGGGCAGUGUGGUGGGUUUAGUGGCGGCCUGUGCCCUGCGGGGGGAAGCUGGCACUGUGGAGCUGCAUCGCAUGUCGGUGGACCGGCGCUGUCGGCAACGUGGGGUUGGCGUUGCCCUCGGGCGGAAGGUUCUACAAUAUGCAGCGGACCGUGGCUACCUCUCUGUCGUCUUGGGAACCACGGCCUACUCGCCGGCUGCUCACCAGCUAUACCAGACUCUGGGGUUCCGAUGUGUCGGCGUCACCAAGGGAUACGCCACGCCUGGCGUGAGCUGGUCAGUACCGGAGCAGCUCUUCUACCGGGUCAGUCAUCACCACUACCGGAAGGACAUGACCGUUCACAAUACUAACACUCACAGCCAGCAGUGAACACGGAACAGGGAUGGAGCACAGCACGGAACAGGGAUGGAGCACAGCACGGAACAGGGAUGGAGCACAGCACGGAACAGGGAUGGAGCACAGCACGGAA
Messenger RNA from Oncorhynchus tshawytscha (Chinook salmon), 997 nucleotides. RefSeq names its product N-acetylaspartate synthetase-like. The transcript is spliced from 3 exons. The coding region runs from base 121 to 897 and encodes 258 amino acids. Gene Ontology annotation, molecular function: L-aspartate N-acetyltransferase activity. NCBI's taxonomy places the organism in Eukaryota, Metazoa, Chordata, Actinopteri, Salmoniformes, Salmonidae. Gene Ontology annotation, cellular component: mitochondrial membrane. The record is from RefSeq and is a predicted model, not a curated record.